This is a messenger RNA of Aspergillus caelatus, 1708 nucleotides long. Its product is annotated as cytochrome P450. NCBI's taxonomy places the organism in Eukaryota, Fungi, Ascomycota, Eurotiomycetes, Eurotiales, Aspergillaceae. The record is from RefSeq and is a predicted model, not a curated record. The transcript is spliced from 3 exons. Gene Ontology annotation, molecular function: monooxygenase activity; heme binding; iron ion binding. The coding region runs from base 81 to 1625 and encodes 514 amino acids.
UGAAGACACAACAACCAAACUUCCCUCAAAUAAAUAAAUAUCCCAUGAACAAUUACCAAUAAUCAAUAUUCUACCGAAGGAUGUCGGACAUCCCCUCCGUCAUCGGGUUCACCCUCCUGGUGGCACUUCUGGCAUCCAUCUUCGUCUUCGUCCAGCGAAGGAAAUUGGAUCCCCGGGAACCACCUGCGGUCUCCAGCGCAAUUCCGCUCGUCGGCCAUCUGGUGUCAUUCCUGUACUAUGGCCUCGAGUACUUUGCGAUUAUGAGCCGCAAAAACCGCCUUCCUGCCUUUACGAUGGACAUGCUCUAUACGAAGGUCUGCAUCAUUGCAUCGCCAGAGCUGGUCUCUGCCGUGCGACGGAGCCGCAACGCAAUGUCACUUGGUCCGCUGUUCGCAAAUGUCGCCGAGAAUGGGGCAGGUGUUAACGGUCGCGGGAUGCAGCUUCUCCGGGACAAAGAGUCUGGAGGUCAGGGCCUGGGCCAGCAAACCGCAGACUCCAUGCACCCGCCUCUCUUGGGUAGCGGACUGGAUCAAAUGAAUGGGAAGAUGAUCGCUGUCCUCAAUACAGUUAUUGAUGAGUUGGCAUCGCAACCAGACGAUGUAGUGGACCUCUAUGAGUGGUGCUCGUACGCCGUUACGGUCGCCAGUACAGAUGCCGUGUAUGGUUCAUUGAAUCCUUACCGGUCAGAGAGCAACCGACGCGCUUUCUGGGCUAUGGAAUCGAAUUUUAGUCUGCUGAUGAUGAAUACCCUUCCCUGGAUCACCGCACGUAAACCGUGGAAAGGCAGAGAGCAACUAACCCAAGCCUUCAUCGAAUACUAUCAAGCGGAUGGACAUCUGGAUUCCUCGCAGUUGGCGUACAGUCGAUGGAAGGUUCAGCACGAGGGGGGCGCGACUAUCGAGGACAUUGCGCGUUUGGAGGUGGCGACGGGUCUGGCCAUUGUCUCCAACACCGUUCCAACCUCCUUCUAUUGCCUGUUUGACAUCUUCUCUCGUUCUGAUCUUCUUCACAAAAUCCGAGAUGAGAUCCUGGCAGGUGCCUUGUCGGUGGAUUCGGCGGGCGUUCACACCUUGGACCUGGCGGAUAUCCGUGAGAAGUGUCCGAUCCUCGUCUCCACGUUCCAAGAGACUCUUCGUACGCGGUCAAAUUCCGGGCAGCUGCGUGUUGUUCACAAAGAUACGUUACUCGAUGGUCGCGUGCUCGUAAAGGCCGGGUCCAUUCUUCUGAUGCCCGCAGCAAUUAUUAACAAGCACCAUUCCGUCUGGGGCUCGGACGCCGAUACAUAUGAACCAGACCGGUUUAGCAAGGUCGACCCGGUCGAAAGGCGAUCAAAGGCGACUGGAUUCAUGUCAUUUGGUUCAUCCCCACAUAUCUGCCCAGGACGCCAUUUCGCAUCAGGAGAAAUCUUGGCACUGGUGGCAAUGAUCCUGGUGCGAUUUGACGUUCGUCCCGUUCGGGGCACAUGGAUCGAACCCAAAGUCAACACAAGGGCAGUCACCGCAUCGAUGCCUCAGGUGGCGGAGAAGGUCGAAGUGAAACUUUCGGAGACGUCCAAGUUCGCAGGCGUGAAAUGGACAUAUCGCCUCACGCCGGGGAAGGGAACUUUUGGUUUGAUCACUGGAUAAGUGACUGGUUGGGACGUCUGUGGCGGUUGCGUCGACUGAAUGCUGAGCGCAGAACAUAUGAUGGAGCUUCGAAACUAAAUCGC